Aegilops tauschii subsp. strangulata is the source of this 1523-nucleotide messenger RNA. RefSeq names its product aspartic proteinase nepenthesin-1-like. NCBI's taxonomy places the organism in Eukaryota, Viridiplantae, Streptophyta, Magnoliopsida, Poales, Poaceae. Gene Ontology annotation, cellular component: extracellular region. The record is from RefSeq and is a predicted model, not a curated record.
CACGCUCAACCGCCUUUCUGGCUUCAUCGAACAUAGCCCUAGUAUAGAGCUCGGAGGAAUCAACCAUGUCUGUUUUAUAUGCUUGUAAGCUCUGCCUCCUCCUUGUUCUGCUGAAUUCGGCCAGCCACACCGUCGCCGGCACUGUGGCACCACCGACACCGAGCGCGGGAUUCAGUCUGCCUAUCGUGUCCAACCACAACACUGCUGGCAUGCUCGGGCAGCUUGGCGCGAACCUCACGAGCAUAGGUCCGCACAUAGCCCCCGUGGGGUGGCCCUUGUACGGCGUCCUCGUCGGCGUCGGCUCCGGCCAAACCCGGCACUUCUACAAGCUCGGGCUGGACCUCGUCAGCAAUCUGACUUGGAUGCAGUGCCAGCCCUGCGUGCCUGAGGUUCGGCAGGAGGGCGCCGUCUUCGACUCUGCUUUGUCCCCUCGCUACAAGCACAUGAAGCCCACAGACCCCAAGUGUACGGCCCCCUACACCCCCUCCGGCAGGAACCGGUGCAGCUUCUACACCACCUCCUGGAACGUCGCCGCGCACGGCUACCUCGGCAGCGACACGUUUGCCUUCGCAGGCAGCCCCAGCGCAGGAGGAGGACACAACAGGGACGUCGACAACCUCAUCUUGGGCUGCGCACACACGACACACGGGUUCGAGCGCCUGAGCCACAACAUUCUCGCCGGGGUCCUGAGCUUGAGCAGGCACCCGACGUCGUUCAUGAGCCAGCUCACCGCACGCGGGCUGACGGACUCGCGGUUCUCAUAUUGCCUCUUCCCCGGACAGAGCCACCCCAACACCAGGCACGGGUUCCUCCGCUUUGGCCGCGACAUCCCGAGGCACGACCAUGCGCAGAGCACGUCGCUGCUGUUCACUGGAUCGGGCUACGGCCAAAGUAGCAUGUACUACAUCCGCAUCGUCGGCAUCAGCUUGAACAGGAAAAAGCUUAACGGGGUAAAGACGGCGAUGUUUAGGCGGGAUCUACAAACCCGUCGCGGGGGGUCCGUCAUCGACCCCGGGACUCCCCUGACCAGGCUGGUUCGCGCGGCGUAUGACGUCGUGGAGGCCGAGGUCGCGGCGGACAUGCACAAGCAGGGGGCGCGCCGCUCGACGGUGCCGGUGCAGGGGUACCACCUCUGCUUUGGCUCGUGGGGCCACGUGCACUUUCCGAGCUUGACCUUCAACCUGUACGAAGAAGCGGCGAGGCUUUUUAUCAAGCCGGAACUGCUGUUCGUGAGGGUGAACCAUGAGCACCUGUGCUUCGCCGUCGUGCCGGACGAGGAGAUGACGGUGAUUGGCGCGGCGCAGCAGGUGGACACGCGGUUCACAUUUGACCUCCCGGGGAAUCGUCUCUACUUUGCCCAGGAGCAUUGUAGUGCUGACACUCACCCAACUGUCUAGAUCCUAGAGAGUACUAUAUGUAUCUGCGCCGAAUGCAUUCAUCAUUAGUUGGUGCAUAAACCGAUGUGGGAACAAUUUAAGAAUAAUGGGUUACAUUCCUAAUUAUAAUGCUGAAUUUAAUGAUGA